This is a messenger RNA of Durusdinium trenchii, 4275 nucleotides long. Lineage: Eukaryota; Dinophyceae; Suessiales; Symbiodiniaceae. The record is from the annotation of a GenBank genome assembly.
AUGCAUGAAUGUGCAAUGACGUGUUUAUAUAGAUUCCAGAGACAAACGUUCUGGCUCGAACCCAAAUUUGGUCCCCUUCGCUUUGAGGAUAUGCCCCGGGACUGGAAGUUGAAGUCACCUUUGGAGCCGACAAGGAGAUCAGAACCAUAUCCUCGCGUUCCUCCAAGCUUGCUGGUUGAGUCGCAGAUCGACUUGGAGGAUUCACAACCCCAGGACACUUUUGGGACUCCAGGACCGCAAUCCCCAAAACAAUCACCAGGAACUUCGAAAACAAAGGCUGAUACUCCUGAUCUCUUUGAGCGUGAUCCCCAAGUGACUGCUCACGGUGCUUUGUUGGAGGUAUGGUCCCGAUUGGACAACUUGGAGAAGCUGAAAACCGGAGAGGGGGCUGUGGGUAGGACCAAGCAGCUCACCAUCAAGGAAGCCAUCAAGCUGCUAUCUCACGGUGGACAGAAGCCACCUGCAAGGCCAUGCUUGGGUUUGAGGAACCCUUCACAAUCCUUCAAGCCCUGUCAGGGUGAUCAAGCCGUCCCUGAAGAAGACCAUCCUUUAGGACCAGCCAGUGUACCAGCUUCCUUUGACUGGGCCAGGCAGUUUCUUUUGAGGCUGUUUCGGGUAUUUGGCAAACGUGCAGUGCUUGCUAAACUCGCCACAUGGAAGUGGCAAGCUGCAACUGCCUUGCUGAGCAUCGAGCACAUGGUCGACAAGGAGAAUCGCCUACAAGGUACUCCCUUGCGUGGCCGUCAUGUGAACAUGAUGUUCCAGGUUGAAUGGGAGCCAGCAUGCCAAAAGGUGCUUGCCAGACCACGAGUUAUCUUGGCUGGCCCGCCUUGCACCUCAUACAGCAACAUGGGCAAAGGCCUCAAGAAGGAUGACCCUGUCUUCAAGUGCCACGAGAAGUUUUACUCCGUGGCCGAAGACGCUGACAUACUGAACUUUGACCCCAUGAAGGAUCAGCACCCCUUGACGUGGCUGUUGGACAACACGUCUGACUCCACCUACCAGCCUUUACAUGACUGGAUUGCGCAUCUCCUUACCGGGACUGCCAGUGUUCGAAGACCAGAAGAAGUCCGUAUGCCCGAUGCUUCUAUGAAGACGCCCUUCAACAUCCCUUUGCUUAGUUUCCGCUUCCGGGCACCGCCCGAUGGACUUCCAGUCUAUGAGGACUUUGUGGGGAAUGCAAUGUCCAUUUGGAGCUUGGGGUAUGAAGCCUGGAGAGAGCCCAUCGAGAUGAAACCUCUCCGAAGGGAUGGUUUAGGAGCAUUGCUGGGGUUUGGAUCGGUAGAGGCCAGCAAAGGAAUUGGCCGAAUUGGGGUGUUGCUUUUCUCUGUGUGCUACACAUACACGGAGCUCUCCAAGUCCAUGACUGAUGAGGAUUACGCCGACUUCAAGAGGUGGCUGAUCACUGCAAUGGAGGUUGCCUCCGUGUUCAUACAGCAGGACCACGAGCAGGACUAUGUGUGGCGACGUGUCCAGAACUCUAUGGUGCAAUCGGAGAAACAAAGGAAAUCUUUGAUCCAGAUGACCCUCCUCUUUCAUCAGCGAGCAGGCCAGCUGCAAAAGGACUCGCCAGAUAUUGAGUACAGAAACUGCUUUAUCAUGGCAGUUGAUGAGUACAACGCGUAUGGGCUCAACGGAGCAACUGGCAAAUAUCGGAUAGAAAAGACCGUGGCCGCAGCCAUGUAUGGAUUCAAGGUGAUCGAGAAGCACCUUCAUGUGAACAAGUGGGAGCAAUCAGCCUUCAACCAGCAGAUGCUCUUGAACGCUCGCUGGCUGCUUGAAGGGAUUCCAAAAGGUGCACAAGAGUAUGGGCGUUGGUCUGACUUGUUGACCAUGACAGAGCCCAAACAGAUCUUGUUUCUGGAACGAGUACUCUUUGUGUUCGACGUCACGAAGAGGAAGGCUGGAAAAGCACAGGUGCUCCGCAUGUCACAAGAGACAUGGAACCAAGAAUGCGACGUAGCUUGUCUUAUGGGAUCGGUCAUUGAGGAGAUGGAGAGGUUUCGUGACAGCAAGAACGUCCUGUGCUUCCCAGCGGAGACCAUCAAGACUGUGCGAAACCACUUCAUUGAAGGGGACUACUACGAGGAGUUGAAGAAUCAGGUAAGUAUGCUGGACCCGUACUUCAAGCUGGAUCACUUGGCAGUCUGGAAUGAGCAUCUUCCUCAGCUGAAGGAAGAUGAAUCAACUCUUGUGAAGGCUGAUGGAGCUUUAGACAAAAUGCAUAGCGACCACAACCGACUUCUCUUCGAUGCUGACAGCCUCGCGCUUGCGAGGGACGCCACCCAGCUUGCCGGCCUCUACAGGCAGCAGGCCCAAGGCGAGCGCGCCCAGCGCCUGGCGAAGGUGGCGCAUCUCAAGCAACAAAAUGCGAUUGGGGGUUCCAUCUGUACGAAGUUCAUGGAAGAGAGAUCCAAGCACAUCGCUGGCCCUCUGAGUGACUUGAAAGACGCGAUUGGCAAGUACACUUCGAAGCUGGCAGCUGAUGGAACACCUAUGAUUUGCUGGUUGGACUUCAUGAAGUACGGCCGUGUCACGAAUGUAGACCUCAACAACCUAGUGGGGUUUGUUGCGCAGGCCCUGUCUGCCUUGCCUGAACGAGCAGUUGGAUUUGCCAUCGCUCCGCACCUGACCAGUGAGCGACGGUCAGGGCUGACAUCAGAGCUGAGGAGGAUUGAAGAUAAGCUCGAGGCAAAGGGCAUGAAGACCGAGACUGUAUUUCUGAGGUGCGAGAAUGCACCAUCUACGAAAAAGGUCCAAUUGGUAUUUCCGGCAUGGUGCAUCUUCGUCCACGGGAGCGUGGAAACGAAUGUGUGGGGUCAAUCGCAACUACUCCAGAGCAGGUCGACCCACGGCUUGCUACGAUUCGCACCGGAGAGUCAGUAUGUGGUGCCAAGUUCGAAGGACUCAUUGCCGUCAGCUGCUGAGGGGACAAGGGCUCUCAGCCCCCUGCAAGAGAGCGCUCAACUCCUGACCGGCGAAUCCUUGCCUUGUACUGUGAUCGAAUCCCUCCUGGCAGAGUCUUCGGUUGGUGAGAAGCUUGGAGUUCUGAAUUUGAGCGCCUAUGAGGGAAGCUUGGAACUUGCCACCAUGAAGUGGCACCUUGACCACCCCGAUCGCACCAUUACCUCGCUUUCUGUCUCAACAGAUAUGGGUCUGACAGCCUACACUGAGAAGACAGUGGCGUUGGCCGUGAUGGAGGAUUGGAAGGCUGGAGGCGAAUUGCUACCUGCCGACACACGGCCUUAUGAUCCCCGACCUCCGCCAGCUGAGUCCAUCGACAUCGACAAGUGCUCAUUGAAAAUGGCAUCGAUCACUGUCGAUGAUAAGUUGAAAGGCUGGGCCCGUUUCAAGGUCCACUUGAGCAAUGAGGUGAGGGCCAAGCAUCUUUCCGACCCAUUGUUCGCUCCAAAAUGGCGAGAACUCAUCCUUGAUUUCGAUUCCAAGUUUUGCGGAAGUGGGGUCGAGCCAUCAUCUGCCAUCGUGCCUGCAGAAGACACCGCAGCGGAAUCAGGGCCAGCUCCAUGGACCUCGGGCCCGUCCAGUCUUGAAGAGUUGUUGGACCAGUUUCUGGUGGAGAACAAGUUCCCAGGAAAGUUGCCUGGGACGACAUUAUACUUGACCCCAGCUGCUGAUCGUUCAGGGAAGGUGGAGGAAUGCGUACCAGGGCAAAAGUGGAAACUCUUCAUGGCUUGCCAUGAGGACUUGGAGAUCGAUGAGAAGGAAUGGCUCAUUGCCCAUGGGAAGUCUACCUUUAUGAAAGCCGACCGAGCGGCCAAGCUAAUCCGCGAGAAUACGGCAGGAGGAGAUGCCCUGGCGACAACAAUUCCCUUCAAGGUUACAACAGACACCCCACACAUGAUUCUGGAAGUCCAGAGCGAAACAUCGAAGGCGACCAGUGAUUCAGAAUUGUGCCCCUUGAGGAAGUUAUUUCAGGAAAUGGAAGAUGAAGGUAUCGUUGAUACCUCCAUCAUGGGACAUUCCUGUGCCCGAGCAGGGACCCAAGAUCAGACUGCGGGAGAAGAUGACUUCUUCAUCGUGAAACCCAACAACGUCGUCCCAUUGUUCAGCUACACAUGGGUCAGCACUGGGCACAAGUUCUCAACAUGUGCUUCAGCCUUCCCUCGUGAGGUGCUCGAUGCAAGCCCUGUGCUAGUUCGGUAUUGGCGCAUGGCCUAUAUGAAGGCAGAUCAGGAGCUUAUGCCUCGUAAGCCACUAUACUUUCUUCGACGUUCCAUGAGCCUGAACGCGACUUCUUUUGUGAGGCUUCUGUAG